AUGGCCAACGUAUCAUUCAGGCCUGUGCAUGGGGCUCGAUUCUUCAUAAUUAUCCUCGCAGUAUGUGUUAUUUUGUAUUGGUAUUUUUAUUUGCUACGAGUUCGACAAAACGAGGAUUUUGCGUCACUUGGACAGCGUAUUUCUUUGCAGGCCGAAGGAAAGCAGUUCUCGCUCAAUGGACGCCCGUUUCAGAUUCUGAGCGGCGCUGUUCACUAUUUCCGAGUCCACCCCGACUACUGGAAGGAUCGACUACUGAAGCUGAAAGCAUGUGGUUUAAAUACAGUAGAAACAUAUGUUCCAUGGAAUGCACAUGAAGAGGUGAAAGGUCAAUUUGACUUUACUGGUAUACUUGAUCUUGUGAGGUAUAUAAAACUUGCCCAAGAGGUCGGUUUGUUUGUGAUAUUCCGACCAGGACCCUAUAUUUGCUCAGAAUGGGAUUUUGGAGGCUUACCAAGUUGGUUGUUACAUAGUCCCGACAUGAGAGUUAGAACAACGGAUCCUAACUUUCUGAGUGCUGUUGAUCGCUACUUUGAUGAGUUAUUACCAUUGGUGGAACCACUACAGUUUUCUAAUGGAGGACCAAUCAUAGCGAUACAGGUUGAGAAUGAGUAUGGUUCAUAUGGAAGUGAUCUGAAUUACAUGAUUUAUAUCAAAGAGACAAUGGAAAAACAAGGAAUGAAGGAAUUAUUCCUCACAUCUGACGGCAACACAGAGGAACGUUACAUGAAUGGACGUAUUCCAGACGUGUUGAUGACCGCAAACUUUCAAAUUAAACCAGAGAAAAAUUUUGGAUUUGUGCAAUCAAUACAGGGGGAAAACAAACCAUUGAUGACUAUGGAGUAUUGGUCUGGAUGGUUUGAUCAUUGGGGAGAACAACAUCACGUACUGAGUACUGAAGAAAUGGAGAAGGUACUUGUAAAGGUACUGGACAUUGGGGCAUCUGUCAACUUUUAUAUGUUUCAUGGUGGUACAAACUUUGGAUUCUGGAAUGGUGCCAAUUUAGAAUAUGAUGGAACAUAUUUACCAACAGUAACCAGUUAUGAUUAUGAUGCCCCGCUGUCUGAAUCAGGAGAGAUGACAGAGAAAUAUUUUAAAAUAAAAGAGAUAUUGAAAAAACAUGCACUGCCUGGAAUGGUUCCAGCUAAUCUGCCAGUCAUACCAAAGAUUGCUGGCAAGAUAAAUGGACAGCUUAAAGUAGAAAUGACUCAUUUCCUGCCAUUCAAUGAGAUACUUGAUAUGAUAGAGCCUGUUCAAUCCAGUGAUGUGGUGCAAAUGGAGAUGUUACCGAUUAAUAUGGAUCAAGGACAAGGUUAUGGUUAUAUAUUAUACAAAGCCACUAUAGAUGGCAAGUCCAAGGAGCUUACAUUUCAACAUCCAGUCAAGGACAGAGCUCAGAUAUUUGUGAAUGGCAAGGAGAUAGCUGUAAUCACAGCAACACAAAACAAACCUGUACAACUUAAAAAUUUGCAAGUGGAUUCAAAGGAAAAUAGUUUAGAUAUUUUAGUGGAAAACCAAGGAAGGGUUAACUAUGGCAAAGAAAUUGGUUCAGAGAGAAAAGGUUUGCACGGCGAUGUUAAAAUUGAUGGCGUCAAAGUAACACCAUGGCGUAUCUAUCCAUUGGAAUUUAAAAAUACAUAUAUGGCAAAAGUGAGGGCAUCAAGUAAAUGGCAGAUUAUCUCAAAUGUAGCAAAAUAUGAUGGUCCUAUGAUUUAUAAAGGCACCUACACGCCACCUGGAAAACAGGAUGCAUUUAUUGAUAUGCAGGGUUGGACAAAAGGUGUUUUGUUUGUCAAUAACCUAUCACAGCUUGUUAUAUGGACUGACCUAUCACAGCUUGUUAUAUGGACUGGCCUAUCACAGCUUGUUAUAUGGACUGACCUAUCACAGCUUGUUAUAUGGACUGGUCUAUCACAGCUUGUUAUAUGGACUGACCUAUCACAGCUUGUUAUAUGGACUGACCUAUCACAGCUUGUUAUAUGGACUGGCCUAUCACAGCUUGUUAUAUCGACAGACCUAUCACAGCUUAUUAUAUGGACUGGUCUAUCACAGCUUGUUAUAUGGACUGACCUGUCACAGCUUAUUAUAUGGACUGACCUAUCACAGCUUAUUAUAUGGACUGGCCUAUCACAGCUUGUUAUAUGGACUGGCCUAUCACAGCUUGUUAUAUGGACUGACCUAUCACAGCUUAUUAUAUGGACAGACCUAUCACAGCUUGUUAUAUGGACUGACCUAUCACAGCUUGUUAUAUGA
Messenger RNA from Saccoglossus kowalevskii, 2250 nucleotides. RefSeq names its product beta-galactosidase-1-like protein 3. The record is from RefSeq and is a predicted model, not a curated record. Lineage: Eukaryota; Metazoa; Hemichordata; Enteropneusta; Harrimaniidae. Gene Ontology annotation, biological process: carbohydrate metabolic process. Gene Ontology annotation, molecular function: beta-galactosidase activity.